This is a messenger RNA of Perkinsus marinus ATCC 50983, 1794 nucleotides long. RefSeq lists its product as hypothetical. Lineage: Eukaryota; Perkinsozoa; Perkinsida; Perkinsidae. Bases 1 to 1794 code for a protein of 597 amino acids. Gene Ontology annotation, molecular function: hydrolase activity, hydrolyzing O-glycosyl compounds. The record is from RefSeq and is a predicted model, not a curated record. The transcript is spliced from 19 exons. Gene Ontology annotation, biological process: carbohydrate metabolic process.
AUGCCUAUCACUACAGAAGAGCUGGAGUAUGAAUACAACAAGCUCUACAGGACUUGUUGCUACACCUCAUUGGCGAUCCCCUUGCCAAGGAUAGAGGCCUCCUCAUCCUUUACCUCCCCAACGGCACCUCUUGGAGGGCCUCGUCUGGCCUCCUUCGGUAUUGCCGCCAAGACUCUGUCCAACCCUCCGGUCACCCAGGAGGUCUCCGUUGCUCCCUCCAGCACCUCAGCAGCAUUCUCAUCAUCUAGUAUAGGCAGCGCGCCACUGCAACUGGCAGUCGUCGGCAAUGGUACCUACGGGGCCCUCAUUGACAGGCGCAGCCGAGUAGUAUGGUGCUGUAUGGACAGGUUUGACGGCGAUCCUAUAUUCAACUCGCUCCUUAAUAAUGACAGUGAGGAGUCGGGCUUUUUCGAUGUCGUAUUGCAAGGCCAGGUCCGGUCUGAACAGAAGUACAUCCCCAACACCGCCAUUCUGGUCACAACACUGAGUAGUAAGAACAACGAUGUGGUGCAGGUCAAAGACUUCGCUCCCAAGUUCAUCCAUUACGACAGAAUGUUCCGACCUUUCCAACUAUUUCGUGUUAUCACCAGGAUCCGUGGCGACCCCAUGAUCACCGUUCGAGUACGGCCUACGUUCAACUACAACUCCACUGAUGGCUACCAGACUCGCGGCAGUCACCAUAUACGUUUUUGUGGUCCGACAGACACAUGGCGCAUGACCUCUAACGCUAGUAUCAGGACGAUCAUCGAAGAAGUGCCCUUCCUAGUUCACGAUCCUGUUUACAUCGUUUUCGGCCAGGAUGAGUCCUUCGCCAACUCCCUUACCCAAGUGUCCAAAGAAUUCGAAGAUAAGACGUUGAAGUACUGGAAGCAAUGGUGCAUGAAUCUAGUCCUUCCAGUAGAUUACCAAGACAUAUUGGCAAGGUCUGCGAUAACCCUAUCCCUCCUGCAAAGUGACGAGUGUGGAGGUAUAGUGUCGAGUCUCACGACCGGCAUCCCUCUAGGCCCCUCCUCCCCUCCAACGAGGGAUGAACGUGCGUGUCGCAUAUUGGACAUCUGCAUGAGCCUACCGGUACUCCGCCAAUUCGGCCUCUUCACCAUGGUCAGGAGGUUCCUCGAGUACGUGAAGAACCUUUGUUUCAGCAGUGGGAUGAACGUGCGGCCAGUCUACAGUCUCAUCGGAGACUCCGACGUGCCAGGAGAACGAGUGAUCUACCUCGCAGGAUACCAAGGUGUCGGUGAGGUCGUGGUCGGCGGAGUAGGAGAAGGCUAUGGCAGCAGACAGAGCGGUGGAGGCAGUAGUCCCAGUGUUAAUAUCAACGACCCCAGCAUCCCUAUGUACGGCCUGUUCUGCAUUGCCCUUGCUCACGGCUUCUUCGAUGUGCGUCUUAAGGACAUAUGCAGUCCGAAGGUCUUCGAUCGUCUCGAGAAGUUUGGGACCAAAGCUGUCGAGGCCUUCCAGAUGUUCGUCACCUACACACACGCCCCACCUCCCUCGGGUGGGGAGGACUUGCCGCCUGGCCAUAGGGAGAAUUUGUCUCCGGGUCUUUGCUUCGACGACGAUCUGAGGCUGUUGACAAUGGCCGAGGACGAUUACGAUGAUGAGAACGCUGGUGUUGACGGUGCUGAUCGGGAAUGGGCUCAUCAACAAGGCCUUAGCGACGAUUCUCGGGACUCUUAUGGGCGGCCUCGUGUCCACACAUUCACCUCGAUUCUCUGCUGGGCCGCCUGUGAUAGACUACAGCGUGUCGCGGAACACCUCCACUGGGUAGAGAAGAGCAAGAUGUGGGGGUGA